Molecule: messenger RNA, 1023 nt
Organism: Oncorhynchus mykiss (rainbow trout)
Lineage: Eukaryota; Metazoa; Chordata; Actinopteri; Salmoniformes; Salmonidae
Product: proteasome subunit alpha type-4
Biological process (GO): ubiquitin-dependent protein catabolic process
Cellular component (GO): proteasome core complex, alpha-subunit complex; proteasome core complex
Source: RefSeq, a predicted model, not a curated record
AUAUAGGACGGAACUUUUAUUCUGAAGGACUCCAAAAAAUACCGGACCCGGAAGUUCUUAGUUAUUCUUGCUUGCUUCCCAGCGGUGUGUCAGCAACAAACUACAACAUCAGGCUAGCUAAGGUUUUAUUUUACAGGCAGGCUGAAUCAUGUCUCGUAGAUAUGAUUCCCGGACUACCAUUUUCUCACCUGAAGGACGCUUAUAUCAGGUGGAGUAUGCCAUGGAGGCUAUUGGCCACGCCGGCUCAUGUCUUGGGAUUUUAGCCAAUGACGGAGUGCUGUUGGCUGCAGAGAGACGGAACAUCCACAAGCUGCUUGAUGAGGUUUUCUUCUCAGAGAAGAUCUACAAGCUCAAUGAAGACAUGGCUUGCAGUGUUGCCGGAAUCACCUCCGAUGCUAACGUUCUAACCAAUGAGCUGAGGCUAAUAGCACAGAGAUAUCUACUGCAAUACCAGGAGCCAAUCCCCUGUGAGCAGUUGGUGACAGCGUUGUGUGACAUCAAACAGGCCUACACACAGUUUGGAGGGAAGAGGCCGUUUGGAGUGUCUCUGCUGUACAUGGGCUGGGACAAACACUACGGCUUCCAGCUGUACCAGAGUGACCCCAGUGGGAACUAUGGAGGCUGGAAGGCUACUUGCAUCGGCAACAACAGUGCGGCUGCAGUGUCCAUGUUGAAGCAGGAUUUCAAAGAGGGUGAGAUGUCGCUGUCCUCUGCCCUGGCGUUGGCCGUCAAAGUCCUGAACAAGACCAUGGACGUCAGCAAGCUCUCGGCGGAGAAAGUGGAAAUAGCCACCCUGACGCGAGAAGACGGAAAGACCAAGAUCAAGGUGCUGAAACAGAAAGAGGUGGAGGAGCUGAUCAAACGACACGAGGCUGAAGAGGCCAAGGCCGAGAAGGACAAGAAAGACAAAGAACAGAAGGAGAAGGACAAAUAAAGACGUAUUUAGAAUUCAUCCUUUCCUAAUAAAUCCCGUAAUGUGUUACGCGCUCGUUUGUCUUUCUUUAUUAAAAUAUUGAACCCAAA